Messenger RNA from Alligator mississippiensis (American alligator), 5957 nucleotides. RefSeq names its product rap1 GTPase-activating protein 1. The transcript is spliced from 22 exons. Lineage: Eukaryota; Metazoa; Chordata; Crocodylia; Alligatoridae. Gene Ontology annotation, cellular component: cytoplasm. The coding region runs from base 305 to 2365 and encodes 686 amino acids. Gene Ontology annotation, biological process: regulation of small GTPase mediated signal transduction; activation of GTPase activity. The record is from RefSeq and is a predicted model, not a curated record. Gene Ontology annotation, molecular function: GTPase activator activity.
CGUCGGUCCCGAGUGGGACGGCAACGCCGGCGGGAGCAGCGGAGAAGAGGGGGAAGGAGGCAGGAGGAGGGAAAGGACACUGCAGCCUGCUUGAAUAAUUGAUAGUGGGAGGAGAGGGGAGCGCGGGCGGGAGCAGCUGGACGCUUGGGUCUCCAUCCGCUCGCCAGCCGAGGAUGAGAAAGGCCGGCGCAGACGGUCUGAUGAGGUAGAGCAAUGCAUCAGUGACAUACUGGACUCUCCUACACCAGACUCCCCAACUGCACUUAAUACUGCUGUUCACCACAAGCCUGCAGACUUGUUUGAAAUGAUUGAAAAAAUGCAGGGCAGUCGUCUUGAUGAGCAAAGAUGUUCACUUCCAGCUCCGCUCAAGAGGGAAGAGGAGUAUAUUCCAUACCCCAGCAUCCAUGAGGUGUUACGGAAAGGUUGGCCAUACCCCCUUAUUAUCUUACCCCAGUUUGGGGGUUACUGGAUUGAAGGGACCAACCACAGUUUCUCCAACUUGACCCAGGCUCCGUCUGAUCUGCCAUCCCCUUGCAGUGGUAAAGUGAAGUUGGAGUGUGACCCCACAGCGAAGCUGUAUCGCAAAUACUUCCUUGGAAAGGAGCACCAGAACUUUUACUCCAAUGACACAGCCUUGGGCUAUCUAAUCCUUUCUGUGAAGUAUGAGCAGAUUGAGAAGCAGGACAAUCUACGCCUAUUGCUAAGGACUCGAACUGGCACCAAACAUGACUUAAUCCCCAUUUCCUGCCUGAAUGAGUUUCCCAAUGCUGUUCAGAUGGCAAAGCUGCUCUGUGAGGAUGUGAAUGUUGACCGAUUCUUCCCUGUUCUCUACCCCAAGGCUUCACAGCUCAUUGUUGCAUUUGAUGAACAUGUUAUCAGCAAUAACUUCAAAUUUGGGGUCAUAUACCAGAAACCUGGCCAGACCACCGAGGAAGAGGUCUUCAGUAACACUGAGGAGAGUUUGGGCUUCCUGGAGUUCCUGGAGUUCCUUGGAGACAGGAUCCAACUGCAGGAUUUUCGUGGGUUCCGGGGAGGUUUGGAUGUCACUAGGGGUCAAACAGGCACUGAAUCAGUCUAUACAAAUUUCCGAGGCAAGGAGAUCAUGUUCCAUGUGUCUACGAAGCUGCCCUUCACAGAGGGAGAUGCUCAGCAGCUACAGCGGAAGCGUCACAUUGGGAAUGACAUUGUAGCCAUCGUUUUCCAGGAUGAAAACACACCCUUUGUUCCUGACAUGAUUGCUUCUAAUUUCCUACAUGCCUAUGUGGUGGUACAGCUUACAUACGAUGCCAGCAGGGAAACCUUAUACAAGGUUUCAGUUACUGCCCGAGAUGAUGUCCCCUUCUUUGGGCCCCCUCUGCCAAACUCAGCCUUGUUUAAAAAGAGUGCAGAAUUCCGCGAUUUCCUCUUGGCUAAACUCAUCAAUGCUGAGUACAGCUGCUACAGAGCUGAGAAGUUUGCCAAACUAGAGGAGCGCACCCGCAGUGCCCUCUUGGAGAGUCUUUUUGAGGAGCUGCAGCUUCGCAGCCGCAACAUGAUGGGCCUGGCCUCUGGGGAGGAUGACAAGAUGGAAAAUGGAAGUGGUGGCUUCUUUGAGAACUUCAAGCGGGUGAUCCGGGGCCGCAGCCAGAGCCUGGAUACUAUGGGUAUGGCCAUGAGGAAACAACAGCAGCCAGCAACCCUACCAAACCGCCCGGGUACAGCUGGCCUUGCCCUCAACCAGAGUGUCGCCGAGGGCCCCAAGGCUAUUGCUGCGUCUUUUGCCCUACCUGGAAGGAGUCCAUCACGUACCCGAGGCAGCCGUUUCCACAGUCGACGCAGCAGUGCUGUUGGCAUUGAGAACAUCCAGGAGGAGAAGAGUAAGGAUGUUGCUGAGGGGAUCCAGAAGGUGGUUGAUAGUCCAGGACCUUUACUUGACCUGAAGUCUGAUGGAUCCUCCAGUCCCAGUUCCCCAGAAUUCCCAAAUAGGAAGAGCAAAACCCUCUCCAAUCAAAGCUCAGGAUAUUGUGUGAUGCAGCCACUCUCGCGCUCCUCUUCCAAUGUGAGCAGCUGUUGUAGUGGAGUGAGGGAAAAUGAAACAUCUGAGGAAGAGGAGAAUGAGACGGAGCUGAUGUGCUCUGUCUCGGGCCCUCAGAAGCGGGAUUCCUUGGUUCAGAGUGUGUGGCUGGAUGACAUUGUCUGUACACCCAGCAGUGGCAGUUCACCAGGUUCUGCAGCUGCAGCCAGGAUGCACCAUCAGGGUAUCUGCCAGCCUUGGCUGGGGCCCUGCAGAUGUGCUGACUGGCAGUGCAGGACCCAGGACUGGACCCAGCUGCUGGACCAGCUGGGUACAUUGGCUGAGGAGCACCUGCUGGACUCAUGGGCCUGAUGCUCAGUGAACGUUGCCCAUGAGGAAGCAAGGAGCCGGAAGAAGGCCAGGAACCAACACGAGGAGGCCAGGGACUGGUGCGAGGAAGAAAGGGCCGGAAGGAUUGGGCAGACCAGAAGUUCAGGGAAAGGCUCCUGGUCCUGGACCAGCAGGCUAUCCUAGUGACUAGGGCAGUGGAAGCAAUGGAGGAGGACCAGGGGGUGCUGGACACCAUCGUGGCCCUGGCAGUCGCCUUUGUGCUGUCCACUGCCCUGCCCCCAGCCACAGCCCCACCUGACCCCUGGCAGCUGCCCACCACCCAGCAACAGGACCCUCUGUGGGCCUGGGCUGGGGUGUAUUGGCACCUCCACAGGUCAGGAGCCCCUGCCCUGGCCCCUGGCUUAUGUCCCCUGCCACCCAGCCCCCUUACCUGGGCCCAGCCCUGCCAUUCACCCCAGCUCCAUGAAGCCCCAGAGCAGGAGCUGCCUGCAGAGUGGCCAGGACUGUGCACAGGCCCUACUGGCCUGACCCACUGGCUGCAGGAGGGGUAGAUGGGCAUGUCAGCAGAGCAGCACCUGCUGUCACCCCCAGGUGAGCCCCUGUUCCACCAGCCUCACUAUGGUGUGCGCACUCGUAGGGGUGGAGCCAGAGGCCAAGAUGCUGGACACCUGUCCCCAGGCUCUGCCCCUAGGCACUCCCACCCCACUGCUCCCCACCCUAAGAGAGCACACGUACCACUGCACAUAGUCUGCAUGGAGAAGAGGGUGCUUUAUUGGUGGUGAGUGGGUUGGGUGGUGGAGGGGCUCUGUGGGGAGGAGAGAUGGGGGGAAGGGCUCUGUUUUUGGAGAGGGAGGGAAGUGGAAUCUAGGUGUGUGGAGAGGAAUAACUGCUUUUCAGAGAACUGUCCACAGUGAGCAUGGUGCUGGGAUGCGCAGUGGAGCGGGGAUCUACGGGUGGCUAUGCAAACUGGCUACAGCCACCUCUCUCACCCAGUACCUUAGCACCCAAUGCCAGGUGAGCAGCUCACCUGGGGCCUUGGCCAGGAGGGUGUCCUACCACUGUCACUACCACUGCAGCUGGUGCUCCUGGUGCCAGGCAUCAUCCGCCCAACUGCACCUCCUCCACCCCAGGCCUUGCAAAACAGCUCCCCUCAGGCCUCACAGAUGUUAUGCAGCAAGCAGGUUGUGACAAUGGCUCGGGAUGUUGGCCUCAGUGACCUCAAGGCAGACAGUGAGGGUGUGCCAGCAUCUCUUCAGCCAGCCUAAGAUGCAGUCCUCCAGCUUGUGAGUCCAUCUCAGGCAGCAGUUGAUAUGUGCCCAGUGGGGUUCCAGCUGGUUGGUGUAGGGCUGCAUGAGGAUUGGGUAGGUGGGGUCCUUGAUGAGAAGGGGUGGGACCACCACUGUGCCUAGCUGGAGGUCUGACAGCCCUGGCAUAAAGUGCUUGCUCUCUGCCAGGGCUGGCAGGGCACAGUUGCAGAAGAUGCAGGCAUCAUGGGCAGUGCCUGCCCAGUUAGCAUUCACGUUUGUGAAGGCACCAUAGUGGUCUACAACAACCUGGAACAUGACAGAGAUGGGGCAGUCACUGUGGGGCAGGCAGGUGACAGGGUUGUGAGUCUCGUCUAGGGCCUAGAUGCCCUGGGGGAAGCACAGAAACUUGCCACCACGUCCGGGGUGCCAUGCACCUGAAGCACAGUGUGCCCCAAUACGUUCUGGAGCAUGCUGCACACCUCCAAGGUGCCCUGCCCCGCCCCUCCCCUCCCCCCUGCAGUAGCCUUGCCCACACUGAAGAGUUGGCUGAUGUACCAGAGGCUGGUCAGCAUAGCUAGCUUGAGUAGGGCAAUGGCCAACCAGGUCUCUGCAAGGAGCAGCCACUGCAUGUUGGUAUCCUGCCACUCCAGGUAAUGGAAGAGCUGCAUGAAGAGUUCCUGUAAAGUGGCCCACAUCAUCUGAAAUGACAAGCCAUUGCUCAUCAUCCCAGGUGGCCUGGACAACAUGCAACCACCAGUUCUAGCUGGCUGAGUGGGCCCUCAGGCGUUGAGGCUGGAGGUUCAGGACUGCAAGUAUGGCCCUGGCAGUGGUGUCCAGGAGUGCAUCACCGGUGUCCCUGCUGGGGUCUGGGUGGCAGUAUGGGGUCUGGGCAGCAACAGCACAGUGGCAGGGGGCCUGGGACAGUGUUGCAAGCCAGGCCAGGUGACUGCACUGCGUGGGGGAGCUGCCAGGGCUGAUGCUGACUUGGGCCAGGUGGCGGUCCUUGCAGCGGACCAGCAGGGCAAGCAUGGUGGUGAGCAAGAGCCUGGGGUGGUGGAUGUCAUUCCUGGGGCUAUGGGCUGGAGCAGCGAUGAUGUGGCAAGCAGAGGCUGUAGUGACAGAGCUGCUGCAUGCUGCCACUGUACUCUGCAUGCUGGUCCAGGCCAGGAAAACAGGUGGCCCAGGAGCAGCGCAUGAGGCUGCCUUUUAAACAUGGCUGCUGGCCACAGGCAGCUGUGGCAGCAGCCUCCAGCUCCCUCUGGCAGUGACUAGGGGUGGGUGCAAGGCCAGCCAGGGUGGGAGCAGACUGCUGUCCUGAGCAGCAAAUCUGCUCCUACAUCUCUGCAUGUGUAGAUGCCUGCCCAGGGUGAGUUUAUAGUAAUUUUCUCUAGAGUAAACUCACCCCACAGCAUUUGCACUGUAGACACGCCCAGUGACAACCAAAAAGGAGGGCAUGGUAUUAAUACAAAAGUAGCUCCCCUUUUGGAAUGACUUGGUACUUCUGGUUUGCUCAUCAGGCAGCUGAAAUGCAAGUAGCUGGUGUUUCUCAAAUUGCCUUGGCAGGAUCCAUUAUGGCCUCUGCUCCACAAUAAAAGGAGAACCUUUUUUGGGCUAAAAUGUGGUAGGAUGCUAACUGGUUUGUGUGAAGAUUCACUAAGUUCUAAGGAAACAUAAAUGGCUGAGGCAAUAUGGUACAUCAGAUCCUGAAAGAUGCUGGACCACUCAUCUGCUGGAGAUGACCACUUUCUGGUGGAGACGGAAAAAUGGCUUUAUUUGGGAAGAAGGAUGAAAAAGGGUGGGACCCCUAUGGGUCACCGUGUCUUGAACCAGAAUCUGAAGAACAGCCACGUAGUUGUUUCAGAGGGAUCUGGCAUGUCAAAGCCUAUGAAUAAGACACUGAAUAGCUCAUCCUAUCCCCAAACUCGGGAGUAGGCUGAAAACUCAAAGACCAGGAAGGACAUAUUGGAACAUGAAGCUUCAGCGUCAAAGAUAUUUCUGGAGAUAGAGCUGGACAUAAUGGUGGACCUAUGAAAAAGAAACUUUAUUAGGGUCAUCCCAAGCCAAUAGUUUAAAAGGCAAUAUAAAAAUAUUUGGUGCUACACUGGACAUAGAUGCCACCCCACCAAGCCUUCUACUGUGAAGAGAGUGACACUUGGAAAGCAAGACAGUAUCAAUGUAGGAAGUACCUUUGCACUUUGCCCAUGUGAAACUGGUAUACUGAAAAAAGUCAGAAUUCAGAAUGCUCUCUAACAUAGGACACUGAGGAAGUUAGGAAGUGGGAGACGGUCCGUAAGUACAGAGUAGUUAGACAAAGGGUCUGCAAAGCCUUGCCUGCUGCUCCACAAUAAAUGUGUUGUUUAGUUCUU